Messenger RNA from Physcomitrium patens, 4225 nucleotides. RefSeq names its product TPR repeat-containing thioredoxin TTL1. NCBI's taxonomy places the organism in Eukaryota, Viridiplantae, Streptophyta, Bryopsida, Funariales, Funariaceae. The record is from RefSeq and is a predicted model, not a curated record. Gene Ontology annotation, molecular function: protein binding.
GCCCCCUUGCUCACUCACUCGCUUGCGUGCUUGCUCCUGGAACCACGAAGUCUCACACUCCAUUAUUACGGCCAUCCGGGGCACAGUUCAUCAGAGUUUUUUAGUCCACAGAGCCAUCCGUCCACUCAGCAAGCAAGAAAGAUCCCACCGUUCCACACCAGCAGCCAGACUUUCAUGGCUGCUCUGAUUCAUCACCGCAACCGCGUCUCCUCUCGCGCGCAAGCUUUUGCGUCUUUUCUCUAGUUCGUUGUGUAUAUAGUCAAGGCUGCGUUUACUCUUCAACCUUCUCUCCGUCUCCCCCACGUUUCGGUACCCUGUCCUCUCACAUAACCCACGUCUAGACUUGCAGGAUUGGUCGUUGGAUGGUUUUGGACUGCGCCCCAGCUGGGCGGUUUCGUUGUGCGAGAGGAGAUCGGUUGCUGUGAGAGGCGAAUGCUCGCCGGCUGGGUUGGUCUGAGACCAUGCAGGGAUGGAUUGAGUGGUCGCGUGAGUUUGAAUGUAGUUCCAGAAAGGAGUUGGUCGUGAAUGGAGAAGCGACACAAGUUUCUGGAAGGUGAGAUCCAGGUGUAGCGGGGAUUCCAGAAGGCGCAGCAUGGUUUAGGUUUGCAGUUCAAUCUUGCGUUUCUCACGUGCGGUAUAUGGAUUAUUUCGCGGAUUGAAGCUGCGGAUUGGUGGAGCUCCAGAACCUAGGAUUGCAGGUUCCUGCGACAAUACGCUGGAUUGACUUCCAGUGGGGCAAGGUAUUUUGUGAUUGGAAGUUGCUAAAUGGCCUGCCAGGCGGAGAGCAAGUCUGUGCCUACGAGUACCUACGAUAGGCACGGCGGCAUGUACGCCGGGAAGCUUUCGGGUAACGGAAAAAUCGACCGAUUUCAGGGAUGGUCACGGUUCAAUGCCAGUACCCUGAAUGAUGCACGCACCGGAAGCUUCUCCACUGGCAAGGAGGACGACCUCAACUACAAAAAUCUUUACAAUCUUGCGGGUGAGAAUCUUUCCGGGACCCGGAAAACAGAAACUCAGUUGCGAGAAAUGUUGAAGAAGAGCAGCAGCGGCUCCAAAGUUGCUAGCUCCCUUCCUUCCAGAGCCCCAAUUCUGCAUUCGGAGAACAACAAGGGAAAUCCCCAAUCUACAAAACCUGAAUCUGCGAAAUCACUUCCACGGGGUGAUAACUCCGACGCCGCGAGAGUAGGAAAUGUGGAAGCCAGCAGCGCUCCACGCGCUCGUCAUGCCCGAAGCUCAUCCUUUGCGCCACCUCAUGGCGGCUACUCUGCCAAACCACCAAGCCACACAUCGUCAACAUCUCCUCUGACCGCACAUUCUGCUCCCAAGAGUCCACCUGCAGACUCUUUCAGACAGGUUCCGGAAGUUGCAGAUGCGGCUGUCAGACGUCACAGCACCGAGGGCGUCAGGUUUCAUCGACGGGGAAGCUCCGACAUGCCUGCACUUCAAGGGGAGGCAGCUGAUUUUUUCAGCUCCGAUAGUGCCCUCAAAUUGGGGCCUGAGAUGAGACGACACUCUCUCGGUAAUGUAUCUUUCAAAGGCGGUUCUUCUGGGAUGAAGAUGAAGAUGGCCGCCAGUCCCGAGAAUGGCAGCACAAGCUCCCGUGGGAGCUCUAUAGCUGGUAGUCCCACUGUUGCCCGCACAAGCAGCUCCGAGAAUUUGUACGCCAGUGGUGGCUCUGCUCCUUGCAGUAGCUCAGCAUCUAGCGGCAUCUCACAUCACUCACAGAGUACAAGUUGCAACGUUGGCAAUUUAUUUGGUGCCACCUCCAGUGGCUCGUACACAGGUGGAGGCCUAAACACAGUGACGCCACGGUUGUCCUCAUGCAAGACAACGAUUCCAGUAGUUGCGCCACCGGCGCCUGCUUCCAAUGGCAGGAUGAUGUUUGGAGGAGGCUCCAUAAGUGGCAAUAUUAGCAGAGGAGUACUUAGAGCCCAAUGCGACCCCCCACGAGUUUCCUCCGACGCGUUCAUUGGCUCAAGAGGCAACGGCCACAAACUUGGAGAUGGUUUGGACAUUAAAAAAAUUCUUUCUAGCGGCGAUCCAGAAGAAGUUAAGAGAGUUGGCAACGAGCAAUAUAAGAAAGGAAACUUUCAGGUGGCGCUUACUUUGUACGACAGGGCGGUGCAGUUGGCGCCACACAAGGCUCCGUAUCGAAGCAAUCGCGCUGCAGCGUUGACAGGGCUGGGCAAGCUUCCGGAAUCUGUGAGGGAAUGUGAGGAAGCGAUCAAACUUGAUCCUUCUUACUCCAGAGCUCAUCAGAGGCUUUCCUCGUUGCUCUUGAGGUUGGGACGCAUUCAGGGCGCGAAGAAGCACGCGGAAUUAGCUGGUCAAGUGAGUGACGGGACGGGGCUCCAACGGAUUGAAAAAGUGGAGAAGCAUGUGACGAAGUGUUUUGAGGCUAGGAAGGCGGGCGACUGGGAGACAGUCGUGAGGGAGAGUGAUGCUGCUGUCAUUGCCGGAGCUGAUUCAGCGCCUCAGAUGUUUUCUUUGAAAGCGGAGGCAUUCCUGAAGCAGCAGAAACACGAUGAGGCAGACGCAAUUCUUUUAGCUGCUCAGAAAAUAGAGGAUUCUUUGCGCAAGUUCACCAGCUUGCCAGCUGACAUCACCACGCUUCUUACGCAAGUGCAAGUCGACAUGGCUCUUGACAGAUUUGAAGCGGCAGUAAUUGCAGCAGAGAAGGCAGCUUCCCAUUACCCCAAGAACGCCGACGUGGGGCUUAUGUUGAGACAAGCCCGUGCGGUAGCGAAUGCACGAAUCUUGGGGAAUGACCUGUACAAAGCAGGAAAGAUACUCGAGGCCUCGGUUGCGUACAGCGAAGGGCUUCAGUACAAUCCAAGCAAUGCCGUUUUGUUAUGCAAUCGGGCGGCCUGCAGGAUCAAGCUGGGUCACUACGAGAAGGCUGUGGAGGACUGCACGUCUGCGUUAGAAGCCCAACCCAAUUACCUUAAAGCACUUCUGCGGCGAGCGAAAUGUUUUGCUAAGAUGGAAAGAUGGGAUAAGGCAACGAGGGAUUAUGAGACACUUAAGAAGGAAAUGCCCGGAGAUCUGGAAAUUGCUAAUGAGUUGUAUGAAGUGCAAGUUGCACACAAGAAGGCCAAGGGUGAAAAGGUGAUCAUGUCCAAAAACGGUGGUGAAGUUGAGGAAAUUUCCAGCAGUGAUCGAUUGAGAGAGGUCAUCUCACAACCAGGUGUUUCGGUGGUUCAGUAUAACACAAAAUGGAGCGACAAGUGUAGGCAAAUGGCAGCUUAUGUAGAUCAGCUGUGCAAGUUGCAUCCUUCCGUCAACUUUUUGAAGGUGGACGUAGAAGACCAUCCCUAUCUCGCCAAGGCUGAGGGAGUGAGUUUCGUCCCUACUUUCAAAAUCUACAAGAACGGAUUCAAAGUGAAGGACAUCAUUGGACCUACGAAUCAAGCGCUGGAGACGGCCGUCACCCAUUUUAGCCUAUAAUCUGCAACGGUGAACUGAUUCAUUCUCUCUAUCAACAGCAACAAAUAAAUCUAAAGAAUUCGAGGUACUACUACUACCGCACGCUGAUCAAUCUAUCAAUCUCAGAACCGACUAGAGCAACCUCACGUAAAUAGGAACCAACCCAUUCGUUGAGGGGUGAACCACUUAAUUGUGCACAAAUUGAGCAAAUGAGCUCUACCUCUUUCGUGGCCUACAUACCCUCCCGCAAUUUUCCUUGCAAGGUACUGAAUCUUAUUCUAAAGAGGAUCCCUACGCCACUUUACUUAAACGGGUGGUGCAGCAUAUAAGACCUUACGUAGAAGAAAAUUGAGUUUAUAGUAGGCAGAAAAUUUAUAUUUUGCCUCGUGUAUAGAUGAGACUUUUGCGACCAGUGUGAUUCUGUAUCGAGAAAGUACAAAAAAAGCCUUUCCAGUUUCGUACCCAAUCUGGCAUUGAUCUCCAGGAACACCAUCGCCAGAAAGCUUCUAUGUCGAGGAACACAGGCCAGGCUGUUGCUCAUGCUACACUGCCUACCACCCUUUUCCCUAAAUGGACAUUGUAUAUAAAUUAUUUGGGAGAUCUGCGGAGCACAAACCCCUGCACCCUCGUUGAUCUCAGUCCCUGGCUUUAUACGCCUCCUUUCAAAUUGAGAGCAUGUUUUGUUCCUCAGCGAGAAUCAUCACUACAUUGGUGUAGCUCAGUUAUGCUUCUAUUUGAAAGCAGACUUAUGUUUUGAGAUUCUCUCUACAAAUUAGACUACAUCUUAUUUGUCUUCAAA